Messenger RNA from Coffea arabica (coffee), 3477 nucleotides. RefSeq lists its product as uncharacterized. The record is from RefSeq and is a predicted model, not a curated record. NCBI's taxonomy places the organism in Eukaryota, Viridiplantae, Streptophyta, Magnoliopsida, Gentianales, Rubiaceae.
CAUUUAAUGCUUUCGGAGUAUGAUAUGACUACUCGACGACUGAGAAAAACAGCUCUAAAAACCUUCUCCUUCUCAUUUCUCUUUCCCCUCCAGCAUCACUUUGAAUAUGUCUUCACAUACAUGGUUUUGAAGUGCAGAAAUCUUUUUUGUGGUUGAAAAGGCUCGAAGAUCUGCAAUUGUCCUCUGGUCAUGGAAAUGGCUGCAUUGAAAAGAAAAUCACACAGCCCAGUGGUAUCGUCAUCGAGCAGUCCUUGUAUGACAAGAUGAUUAAAUGACUCGAGUGUCGGCCUUUUAGAGCAUAUGAUUAAUGUAUCGCUGCUAUUUCCCUUUGUCUUGUGAUAACAGGGAUUAUCCAUGCUAAACGUCACUCAAUUGUAGACUGACCAUAAACAAUCUGGUAAAGCAUGUUAUCAAUUGGUGUCUGGAAGCUUGUUUUGAGGAUAUAAAGUUGUUGCAAGUUUGUCAUUGGUGAACCGUACUUGAUAUCUGCAAGUGAAGAUGGGGGCUGAAAAACAUGGUUCAAAGAGUGGAGGUGGUUAUGUUGGUGGGUUGCUACAUCUAUUUGAUUGGAAUGCAAAAUCACGAAAGAAAUUGUUCUCAAGCAAGCCUAGUAUACCUGAGCUAUCCAAACAGAAAAAGAGAUGUGAUGGAAAUUUACCAAGGACGCGGUUUCAUCUGAUAGAUGAGGAUGAAUUUGUAACUGGAUCAAGUAUAAAAGGAAGUAGCGAUUAUAGUUGUGCUUCAUCAGUGACUGAUGAGGACAUUGGUGGAGUAAGGGCACCUGGAGUUGUUGCAAGGCUUAUGGGACUGGAUGCCAUGCCAACCUGCAAUCUAGCGGAGCCCUAUGCUACCCCAUAUUUGUAUUCACAGUCUCUUAAGGAUUCUAAUUAUCAUUCCAAAAACCUUGGAGGUCACUGUGAAUAUCAAUCAAUCCUGUCAGGCAACUUGCAGAACAAUAUGGUGGCCUCCGUUGGGAAUUCUCUGGAGCCAAAGCGUCCAAAGCCUUUGAGCAGGCCCAUUGAGAAGUUUCAAACCGAAGUAUUGCCACCUAAAUCAGCCAAGUCAAUUCCAAUCACCCAUCAUAAGCUUUUGUCUCCAAUCAAAAGUGCCAAUUUUAUCCCUUCUGAGAGUGCUGCUCACAUAAUGGAAGCAGCUGCUAGAAUUAUUGGACCUGGACCUCAGGCUACCACUACUAAUGUAAAAAUGCCCGUGGUUGGGUCUUCUUCUGUUCCCUUAAAAGUAAGAGACUUGAAAGAAAAGGUUGAAUCUUCUCAAAAACCAUCCAAAUCCAGUGAGGUGUCUCGACAUCCAAUUGAAGCUAAUGCUUUUAAACAUCUCAAGGGACAAUCCCUAAAUAAGAGCUGGAAUGGAUCAGCAGAUACAACAUCAUCAAAGAUUUCUUCCAACUCAGAAGAAUGUUCAUCUACUGCCAAAAGCAAAGGUAAAUCCAUCUCUCUGGCAUUACAGGCAAAGGCCAAUGUUCAGAAAAGAGAAGGUUUAAAUUCAAACACCAGCAGAAUUUUGAGUGGCCAGAAAGAAUCUCCUGAAGUCAUUUCGAGCGAGUUUUUCAAAAACCGAGCAAGUAGUCAAAAGAGCACACAGAAGAAACCAUCCACUCUUGCAGAUUCUAAUGUCCUUCGACAGAAUAAUCAGAAACAAAAUUGCUCAGUUGAUAGAGGAAAGCAAAUGUCUAAGCCAUCUACUACAAAUGUGCAAGGUGGGAAACCACAUAAUGGAAAUUCCUCGUCUGCACGAUACAAAAGCGCAAGCAAAAAUGCUUCAAACUCUAAAGUUGUUUCCAGGAGGUUGAAUACAGAAGGAAUGAAUAGUAAAAGAGAAGAUUCUUCUUCCACUACCAGAAAUAUCACUUGCAAGAAGAGGUCUAUAGAUGGCAAUUUUCAGUUUGAGAAAAACCGUACUUUGGAUAACAACGUCAUUGGCAAGAAUGGAAAGUUGAUCGAAUCUAGCACAUUGGCGGACAAGCAGAAUAGUCUCACAGAAGCUUGCAAAAGAAAAGGAACGGAUGUUAUUUCUUUUACAUUCACAGCUCCAAUGACAAGGUCAUUUGUUCAUGGUCCUGAGGCAUUUAGAGAAGUAAGUGAGAAAAAUAGUGAUGCCCUUUCUGCUGAUUGUAGAGGUAAAAGGUCAUCGCAAACUUCGGAUAACAUGCAUAAGAAGUUUUCUCUCUUUGGACCUAAUAUUAUAGGAGGUGAUGCAUUGAGCACUCUUUUGGAGCAAAAGCUAAGGGAAUUAACUCAUGCAGUUGAGACUUCACGCAUCAAGGCAGGGACAGGUUGGACUUCCCCAUCCAUUUUCCAGGAUUCUAUGCCUGAUCUAGAUGCAUUAUCCUCUUCAACCAGUUUGCUUGAUGAUAGAAGUCGAGAUGCAAUCAACAGAGAUCAUAUUGUUGACAAAUGUAACUCUGGCUUUUCAACUGAUCUUCAGGGAUUCAUAAUGAAACACAAAUCCCAGGUGACUGAUCAAGCUAUGGAUAACAAUAGCAGAAACAACUUUGACGCAAGACAAUUCCUCCACCAUCGACUUCCAAGUCCUGUAUCUGUUCUUGGGCAUUCGAUUUUCACAGAGAGUUGCAAUUCUUCAGAUACAGCAGAUAGCAUCAAUACUGGAGGUAGCAAAGAAAGUUCAUCAGUAAAUGCUCAGGAAGUGCUUGGUAUUAGUUGUUUUAAGAAUCCCCAUCUAGUGGAUAGUGAAACCGAGUUGUCAGACUCAGCCUCGUCCAUGUCCACUGUAAGCAUAAGUGAAAAGCAAGCGGUUUCCUCAUCAAUGACAGAGCUCAAUCACUCGGCAAAAUGGGAACUGGACUAUGUGAAGGAAAUGUUGUCCAACAUAGAGCUGAUGUUCAAGGAUUUUGCAUUGGGUAGGGCUGGUCAGAUAAUUAACCCUGGCCUCUUUGAUCAGUUGGAAAGUCAAAAAACAGUGUUGUGUAAGGACGAACCCAAAAUAAGCCGGCAAGUAUUAUUUGACAGUGUUGCAGAGUGCCUGGACAUAAGAUUUAGGAGGUAUGUUGGUGGCGGAUACAAAACAUGGGUAAAUGGUCUGUCCUUGGUGAGAAGCAAGGGGAAACUUGCAGAGGAAGCAUACAAGGAAAUUUCGGGGUGGAAUGACAUGGGGGACUGCAUGGUGGAUGAACUUGUAGGCAAAGAUAUGAGCAGCAAACACGGAAGAUGGCUUGACUUUGAGAUUGAAGCAUUUGAAUUGGGAGUGCAGAUUGGGAACCGCAUACUUAAUCUAUUACUAGAUGAAGUCAUAGCAGACAUAUUGGUACCCUAAUGGCUCAAGCUGCAUUAGCUUGGUUUAUUUUCAUUUUGCGAAAAUCCUAUAGAAUUGAACAGGAAAUUCGUCCUGUUUAGAAUUUUGCUUGAGAUUGUUAAGAGGUUUUUUUUGGAAUCAUAAAUAACAAAAGUUACUCUAGAGAACCUCUUUCUGCUUGAAAAGAAAAGUUCUGGCCUUUUCUCA